GUGACAGGGCCCGCGGUGGGGAAGAUUGUCCUCAUGAAUACUCUUGUGGAGGAUGUCCAUGAUCCUCUUUGCUUGUGUGGUGAGAGUGAGGGACGGACUUCCACUUUCAGCCUCUACGGAUUUUCAUCUCAACCAGGACUUUCUGGAAUGCAGGAAGAGACUAAAGGCAUUAUCCUUAAUUCUGGCACAGUAUCCUGAUCGAGGCACAGCAACAGGACGUGGCUUCAGCAUACAUUUUCAUUCUUCUGGGGACAUCGCCUGCCUGGGGAUCUGCACCAGCAGUUGCCCAACCGUCAUGGCAUUUUGUUUCCUGGAGGAGCUCCAGUGGAAAUUUUCUGCUUCAUAUGACUCUACGAGCAUAAACUUGGCUACCAGACCCUAUGCUUUUCUUGAAUUUGAUAAUAUUAUUCAGAAAGUGAAAUACCAUUUCAACUACACAAGCUGCUCUCAAAUGAAGAACAACCUGGAGAAAAUUCAGGAAGAGCUGAAGUUCCAUCCUCCUGUGCUUCUGAAACUAGAGGAUACAGAGCUGAUGAACGGGAUGAUUAACGGGCACAUAGAAGUGCACAUGGGGUCUGCCCCUACCUACAGAAUGCAACCUGUGACUCCUUUGGGGAUUCUGUCCCUUGUUCUCAACAUCAUGUGUGGGGCUCUGAACCUCAUUCGAGGAGUUCAUCUAGCGGAGUAUUCUUUUCAGGAAGACCACGAGGGAAUUGGAAAUGUAAUAGCAUUUCUCCUUUCUUUUCUAGCCUGCAUUUUUCAGUGUUAUUUGUACUUGUUCCACGGUUCAUCAAAGAAGAUGAAGGCGUUUGUACUGUUUUUCUCCAUUUGUCUAUGCAACAUUUACUUGUAUGGAUUAAGGAACAUCUGGCAAAUACUCUUUCACAUAGGAGUGGCUUCUCUUUCUUCAUAUCAGAUACUGACAAGGCAACUGAUGGAGAAACAGCCGGAUUUUGGAGUAUGAAAGCACACGUGGGAUUCAUCACUCAUAUUUUAAAAACUCUUGUAUUUGCUUACACUGGCCAAAAAUACUUUGGGGAAUAUUUUAAAAAUGCACAACGAUGGUUAUCACAAGAGAGAUUUUGAAACGAAACAAUUCGAAAUAAACUCUGCUCUUAUAAUUAGUGUCA
Messenger RNA from Emys orbicularis (European pond turtle), 1130 nucleotides. It is a transcript of the gene SEC22C, whose product is annotated as SEC22 homolog C, vesicle trafficking protein. Gene Ontology annotation, cellular component: membrane. The transcript is spliced from 7 exons. The record is from RefSeq and is a predicted model, not a curated record. NCBI's taxonomy places the organism in Eukaryota, Metazoa, Chordata, Testudines, Emydidae. Gene Ontology annotation, biological process: endoplasmic reticulum to Golgi vesicle-mediated transport. The coding region runs from base 53 to 964 and encodes 303 amino acids.